Molecule: messenger RNA, 2011 nt
Organism: Paralichthys olivaceus (Japanese flounder)
Lineage: Eukaryota; Metazoa; Chordata; Actinopteri; Pleuronectiformes; Paralichthyidae
Gene: pacc1
Product: proton activated chloride channel 1
Source: RefSeq, a predicted model, not a curated record
AUGGGCUCUGACUUUAUCGCCGUCACCAGAAUCCACACAGGCUGUUUGCGUAGUGUGUUCAGAAAGAGAAGCUGCCACCUGAGCUGAACCCUGGGACACGAGAACUUUAUUAAAAUGCAUCGGGUCGUUAUGAAAAGUACUUUUCAAACUUCUUCUUCUUCUUCCUGUUGUUGUUGUUGAGGAGCUCAGUGCAGAGGAAUGCUGAGGAAAGAAAACUCCCGGUCAACAUACCAAGAGUUCAGUGAUGACGACGGUGAAGGCCGCUCACAGUCUCCGGACCUUUCUGAUGAUUCACCAGAAGACCUGGAGGAGCACGAGGAGCGCGAGGAGCCGAACGGCAGAAUCUCACCAGAGGACGACAUCAGGGAGAGCAGCCCGUCGAGGAGAUUUAGUAAAACCUGCCUGAAGAAUGUCUUCACGGUGGUCCUCAUCUUCAUCUACCUGCUGCUGACGGCGGUGGCGGCGUUCCUGGUGUACCAGACCAUCUCUGACUUUCUGGACAAACUCAACCACCCAGUCAUGUCUGUCACCUACAAAGAGGUGGACUCCUUUUCCCCCCCUGGUAUCGCUCUCUAUCCCGGCCGAGCUGAGCUGCUGAGCUGCAGACAUCACUACCACGACUACAUCCCUCCGUUAGUGAACCCGGGCGAACCUCAAGAGGGAGACUGUGAGAUUAAAAACGUGACUUACUUCGGACCAUUUACAAAUCAAACAGAGAAACGAGCUCUGGUGGUCCGCGGCCCCUCUGAUGUCAGAAACAAAGAGUUGAUCUUCAUGCAGUUCAGUCAAAAUGAAACAGAAGAGGACUUCAGUGCCAUCACCUACAUGCUUUUCUCCAAGUUUAGUGACUUCACUGACAGCGUGAAUCAGUCAGAGUUCAUGAGGGACUGUGAGAAGAAUUACUCCAUAUGGACCUUCUCUGGAGGAUUCAGGACCUGGGUCAAGAUGUCUUUAGUGAGGACGUCUGGGAAAAGCAAUGAAGCUGUCGAGUUUCGUCAAGAGUCCACUGUGGUGAAAUUCAAUGAUAAAAGACCUGAGUCGGAGCAAAGCAACCAGCUUUUCUUUGCUGUUUUUGAGUGGCGGGAUCCGUUUAUGCAAGAAAUCAGACUGAUAGUGACCGCAAAUCCCUGGAACUCCAUCGCCAUCCUGUGUGGAGUCUUCAUGGCUUUCUUCAAGGCAGCUAACUUUGCCAAGCUUACUAUUCAGUGGAUUAACAAGAUGCGUAAGAGGCACCUGAGGAAUAAAGCUCGGGAACUGAACCAAAUCGGCUGAUGACACAGUCUGGUCUGGUUCAGAUCUGGUUUAUUCACAUCUGUCCCGAGGGAUUUGAGGUCAGUACCUACACUGUUUUGCAUUAUUGUUAUGGAUAAUUCACACUAAUGAUGUUUGCUCACAAGAUUUGUUGUAUAGAUAAUAUGACUUGUUACUGCUCCAUCAAUAAUUUCCUACCAUUUCCCUACGAAUGGACAUUUCUGUGUUUAUAACACAUUUAAAAUAUAUGGAAAUGUAGUUUUAUCACGCACAUAAAAGAAUGAUUCAGUUUGUGAGUCUUGGGUUUUCAGAUCUACAACUGAAAAAAUGUGAACUUUGGUCAAAGUGUUGCUGGAUUUUAUUUUGGUCUUUGUGUCUAUAAUAUCAUUUUAAAGGGAAUAUUGUCCCUUUCAAAACAAUGCUGAAUCAUAUGCUGUUAAUGUCACUAAGCAAAAAUGGGAAUGUGUCCAAACUGGAUUUUUGACCACUUGAUGUAUUUUAACUCUAAAGGGAUCAGAAAACUAUUUUUCACGUGUCAAAGCGAUCUGAUGUUUAUUUUCGUUGAGCUGGAACCAAAUGUGUGUUUAAUUACUGUUGUUUUUACAUUUGAUUUGAACACAUGUAUUGUAAAGAUGUAUCAGUGCGUCACUGUGUUUAAAUUUUACUUGAAUUAUCACCUAUGCUGUCGUUGUUCAAGAUUGUAUCUCACACUUUUGUUGUUAGAGAAUUUGGAAAAUAAAAAUAUAUAUUUCUGCCUGGA